CCCAUUCUUCAGGCAGGGGGCGGGAGAGAGAUACUGUAGAGCAGACCAACAGCAGGCUCUUGGAAAUCUGCUCUUCCCCUCACCACCACCACCGCUGCGUAAUCAGGCAGGUCCAGGGCUGAGGCGCACCGAGCCACACAGAGCUUUGCUUAUUGAUAAGACUCCUUGGAAGACUCCCGUGCGACGUUAUUUCAGACGCUCAGCUCGUGAGCUGGACUUUUGGACGCAUCACGGUUAAAGAGACCCUUGACAAUUGCGACAAGCGGAGUGAAUUGGAUUUUUUUCAUUUAUGAUCCUUGGAAUAAUUGAAACUUUACUUACUUUUCUGAGUGUGUCCUGGAUAGUUUUGGACCGUUGUUGCUUGGAAAUGUCUUUGAAUACUUUCUUAAUUACAUUUAUUGCCGUUCACUUGCGCGUUUAGCAGAAAAACGCAAACUUGUGCGCAAGUGAAGUAAAUAGAGAAAACUGAACACCACGUUGAAGAGAAAGUGAACUUGGAGGUUUAUUAUUAAUCCAGCACGGAGGAGUUUUUUUUGUUUUUUUUUUAACAAGAGUGCACGAGCGCUUUCUCCUUCUUCUUCUUCUUCUUCUUCUUCGGAUAUCUCUGCUGGAGAGACAACAGUGUGGACAGGCCAUCUACGCGCGCGCAGCUCCUCAGGGCGAGCCGCUGUCCCCCCGCGCGCAGUGCUGAGGAGAGAGGGACUCUCGCGCUUCCAUAAAUGCCCGGUCCGUCGAAGAGGCUCGAGGCUGGGCAGCAAGAUGAGCUCGUGGGUACAGCUGCUGCUCGUGUUGCUGGCGGCGUGUCUGCGGUUUGGCGUGGCCGAGGGGGACCCUCUGCCUGCAGCCCUGGUGGAGCUGGUUAGAAACAGCCCCAUCUCUUCCAUAGAAGACCUUCAGCUGCUGCUGCUCACUGACUCCGUAGAUGAGGAGGACGGGACUUCUGCAGCCAAUGGAGGUCACAGACUACCAAGGAGUCUCGACGCCCAGCCAGCUCAGCAGGCUCAGUGUAAAGUUCGUACAGAGGUGGUUGAGGUCACCAGGGCAAUGUUGGACCGUAGCAACGCUAACUUCCUGUUAUGGCCGCCCUGCGUCGAGGUGCAGCGCUGCUCUGGCUGCUGCAACACCAAGAGCCUGCAGUGUGUCCCUGUUGUCACGCACACCAGAUACUUACAGGUCAUGAAGAUCGAGUACAUCAACAAAAGACCCACUUACGCUAAAGCCGUGGUGUCAGUGGUUGAUCAUGUGGAGUGUCGUUGUCAGCCCACUCCACGUUCCCCAGUGCCCAAGAAAAAGUCAUCUCGCAGACAGCACAACCACCAGCAUCGAAACCAGACACUCAGCCAAGAAUACGGACACGGACAGGUCAAGGUGCACUCCAAGGAUGAACUCCAUCAGUGGGAUGAGUUGAAGCAGAACCAGAGGGUCCACCUGGAGGACCUCCUGGAGCAGCACUGGAACCCCAGAGGAGACACCUUCACUCAGCCUGGAGAAGGGUACAGCCUGGCUGGGGAGGACACAUCUCGCUCUGGAGAGGCUAUUCUUUUUGGCCCACACUGGGUACAUAACUCCACCAGGCACCAUGGGACUAAAGACCAAACCGAGAAUCCGGAGAAUGUGGAGAGGAAGAAUGGUAAGAUCUCAGAUGGCAACAAGACUGUUUCCUCAGUGGAUAAUGUUAGCGUUGAAGUAAAGAACAAGUUGGUAGAAGGUGGGGAUGGGUUGCUUCUGAACAGAACUGAAGAGGAAGUUAAUGAGGAAAACGGGAGGGACGAAGGCACACAAACACAGAGUCCAUUACGGCAAGAAGACAAAUCCAAAAUUUCAAAGAGCCACACAAGUGGUUUCUCUCACCCUGUUACCCAGAAUCCUCAAGCCAAGUUCACUCCUACUGAGGUGACCAGUGAGAGAGCUGGGAGCAGGUUCCGACCAACCAAAGAGCCGAAUCCAGAGCCCCGAGAACAGGCAAGACGGAGAGGCAAUGAGACUCCUGAGGAGGUGAGGAUAUUACAGAUUGAGGAGGAAAAACUGGAGCAGGAGAGAAAAGAGCUUCUACUUCUCCACAAGAGGCUGGACCAAGAGAAGGAGAUGCUGAGACAGCAGCAGAUGAAACGAGAAGAGGAGGAAAGGCAGAAAGAAAAGGACAUGGAACGUCAACAGCACCUGCAUGGUAAACAUAACCAUCACCUGCAAACGACAACAACACAGAAACCAGUGACAACAUCUACGUCUACCACGCGACAGCCAUCAGCUCCAGCAGGCCCCAGGCCUCAAGCCCGUCCAAAGAGGAAGAUGAGGAAGAAUCGCAAACGGAUCAGCAAGGCAGCUAUGAGAGCAAUGCUAAUGUAGAACUAAAACAAGCCCAGGCACACAAAGUGAACUUGGUGUAUUUUGUGGAUCCAGAGGUGAAGCAGAGUGACUCCCUUCAUAUAAGUAUUUAUUCACUUGUCAGUAACCUGCUCGUCCUGUGAGAUCUCCUCCAUAACACUACUAAUGUCUGUCUGGUGAACCUGUAACUACGCCUGUCUGGAGUAGGAGGAGGGUAAGAAGAAAAUGGAAUAUAAAUAGAAGGUGGACCUUGUCAAGAGAACACUUGCCUCUACACCGACAGUUGGCUGGUAUGAAGUAACGAGUGGCACUCGAAGACUGACAAAUUGUGUGCAAGCACAGUACUUGUGGGGGACUGAAACUGCAUCGCUGUAGAACUGUGGAAAAUAGUGCAAUUUCAAAACUCUUCUGGAAGCCUUGUUUUGAUAUCAACAAGAGAAACUGCACUUAUACGUUGACAGAACCAAGUCAAUAUGGGGUUUAAAUGACACAGUUUGUUUGCUGAAAGACUUUCUCAUAACCACAAUCAGACUGGACUACAAAGUGCAUUUGGUGGCAAAAUGGACAUAAAAAUGGGCACAACUCUCUUGUGCCAUUGAAGAAUCUGUUAUAUUGUGUUUGGAUAAUCUUAGAGACAAUCAUCAAUAGAUUCAGCAACAAGUAAUGUUGACUAAAAUGAGCAGUAUUUUCAUGUGUGACAGAAGUCAAAUACUGAGGGCUCAGUGUUGGGAAGAUAAAGCUGUGUAGAUUUACCGUACCAAGGCCUGAUAUCAUUUAUUAGCAAAACAGCAAUGGUCUCUCUUUAACCAUAUUUAAUUAUAUUUAAUUAAAUGCAAACACUGGAAUCAUACAGAUGCGAUUUGAGAACAAAAACAUAAAAUGUUGCAUUAGGGAGUUUUGUCUGUUUCAAAAUCUCAUCACAGGUGUGAAGAAAAAGGUGCUAUCUGAAUACAGGUGAUAGCAUUCCACUUGUGACCUGACAUUGUGCUAUGUUUCUUAUUUAUUUAUCUCUACCAUUACUGUGGAUUAACUUUCUAUACAAAUACUGCAAACAAGGUGACAGAUGUGGUUGAGAUAUGUAACAAUGGCUGCGUGCAAAACAAUCAAAACCCUUCUGUGACUUUCCCAGGAUCAUGCAGUGUUUAACUUCUAUGUUAAAAAGUGUGCAUGUGUGUUGUAUAGUGAGUGUAUGGGCUUUAGUUCACGCCGCCUACACUUCUUAUGCAUCUCAAUACUCAUGUAGAAGAAUCUAUCUGUUUCUCGUCGUCUCUUUCUCUCUUUGAUAAAGACGUGUGUCUCUUCCCCCGAUUGCUUUUUGGUAGAAACAGUCACAUUGGUUUUAAACUCUGAGAGGAGGGGAAAGAACAUUAUUUUUCUUCAAGUCCCCCCACCGUAUUUGUUUUAUUAAUCUACAACACAUUGUUUUCAACAUUUAAUUUACAGGAAACUAUCAUCAGUAGGUAGUCACUUAAAAGGACAGUAAAGUGUCAAAGAUUGCAAAUGUAGAUAUUGUUUUUAUGUCCUUUAUAUUUCAGACAACACGUUUAGAAAUACACUGGUGAUGCAUUUUGUGUCCAAUAAUCCAUAAUCAACCAAACAUCUUAAGUUAUUGAAAAACAUGGUUUGUACGCUCUUCAUGCCAACUUACAACUGUUACUGAUUUUGUCUGUUUUACUAUAAGAUAUGAUGAAAAAACAGAAUGUUUGUGAUAACGUUGCCACCUAAUGCUAUUUUCAUAUGGCUAUAAGAAGCUAAUGUGCUUAAAUCUA
Molecule: messenger RNA, 4094 nt
Organism: Dicentrarchus labrax (European seabass)
Lineage: Eukaryota; Metazoa; Chordata; Actinopteri; Moronidae
Gene: pdgfbb
Product: platelet-derived growth factor beta polypeptide b
Exons: 8
Coding region: 760-2346 (528 amino acids)
Biological process (GO): positive regulation of phosphatidylinositol 3-kinase/protein kinase B signal transduction; positive regulation of cell population proliferation; positive regulation of protein autophosphorylation
Cellular component (GO): membrane
Molecular function (GO): platelet-derived growth factor receptor binding; growth factor activity
Source: RefSeq, a predicted model, not a curated record